Messenger RNA from Oryza brachyantha (malo sina), 907 nucleotides. RefSeq names its product protein P21-like. Lineage: Eukaryota; Viridiplantae; Streptophyta; Magnoliopsida; Poales; Poaceae. The transcript has a single exon. The coding region runs from base 30 to 731 and encodes 233 amino acids. The record is from RefSeq and is a predicted model, not a curated record. Gene Ontology annotation, biological process: defense response. Gene Ontology annotation, cellular component: extracellular region.
UAGAGCAAGACCAGCAGCUAGCGGCAACCAUGGCCACUACUCGCGCGCUCGUCUUCCUCCUCGGCGUCGUCGCCGUCGUGUGCGGCGUCGACGCGGUGACCAUCACCGUGGUGAACCGGUGCAGCUACACGGUGUGGCCGGGCGCGCUCCCGGGCGGCGGCGUGCGGCUGGACCCGGGCAGGUCGUGGACGCUCAACGUGCCCUCCGGCACAAAGGCCGCCAGGAUCUGGCCGCGCACGGGCUGCAGUUUCGACGGCAGCGGGCGCGGCCGCUGCGUCACCGGCGACUGCCGCAACGCGCUGGCCUGCUCCGUGUCCGGCACGCCGCCGACGACGCUGGCGGAGUACACCCUGGGCACCCCGGGCGUGGGCGACUCCACCGACUACUUCGACCUGUCCGUGAUCGACGGGUUCAACGUGCCGAUGAGCUUCCAGCCGGCCAGCAACGGCGAGCGGUGCAGCCGGCGGCGCGGGCCGACGUGCGCGGUGGACAUCACGGCGCAGUGCCUGCCGGAGCUGAGGGUGGCGGGGGGGUGCGACAGCGCGUGCGGCAGGUUCGGCGGCGACACCUACUGCUGCCGGGGACAGUACGAGCACAACUGCCCGCCGACCAAGUACUCCAAGUUCUUCAAGGAGAAGUGCCCUGACGCCUACAGCUACGCCAAGGACGAUCAGAGCAGCACCUUCACCUGCCCUGCCGGCACCAACUAUCAGAUCGUCAUGUGCCCUUAAAUCAUGACUUAUAUAUAAUUAAACCUGAUAUUGUAUGCUCACAUCUAUAUAUGCAAUAAUAAGGGCAUAUAGUAGUGAUGUUGUUGAUCACUGCUACGUGCAUUGGCAAUUUGGCAUGCACAUGCUCCAUGUAAUGUUAAGUUGGUGAAUGAUGAUGAAUAAAUCGUAUCUUUAAU